Messenger RNA from Aspergillus uvarum CBS 121591, 507 nucleotides. RefSeq lists its product as uncharacterized. Gene Ontology annotation, molecular function: transmembrane transporter activity. Lineage: Eukaryota; Fungi; Ascomycota; Eurotiomycetes; Eurotiales; Aspergillaceae. The transcript has 2 exons. The record is from RefSeq and is a predicted model, not a curated record. The coding region runs from base 1 to 507 and encodes 168 amino acids. Gene Ontology annotation, biological process: transmembrane transport.
AUGGUGAUUUUUGGCUCCCUCCUCGGCCUAUGCCUUGUGCUUGUCUACUCCUCGUUUCACAGCAAAGCCAUCGCAGCAAACAAAUCCUGGGCCAUGGUCGAAGAAUACCGUCGUCUGCCACUUGCAUGCGUCGGGGCCGUUUCAAUUGUAAUCGCGCUUUUCUGGCUCGGCUGGAGUUCGUAUCGCAAAAUCCACCCAGCUCUACCCAUGAUGGCUGGGAUCUUCUUUGGUUUCGGCUAUUUUCUGGUCUUCGCCGCCAUGCUGAACUACCUGACGGAUGCUUAUAAGGAAGCCUCGGCAUCCGCGCAGGCGGCCGCGAGUGCGACUAGGGCUAUAAUGGCGGUGGUUCUGCCUUUCGCCGCGACCCCAAUGUACACUCACUUGGGCAUCCAAUGGGCCAGCUCACUUCUGGGGUUUUUGGCUUUUGCUCUGGCAGGGAUACCAUUUGCCUUUAAUCAAUACGGGUCGCGGCUGAGGCAGAGCAGUGGUCUUGCGGUGGGAGAGUAA